AAGUUAGAAAAACGCUUUUACGAGGUAUCAGCACUUUUCUUUCAUUGGGGGAAAGGCGUGAAGAAAGUACCAAACAGCAGCAGACUUUUAAACUUUAAACAGACAGGUCUGAGAGCCUGAACUCUCCUCUUUUGACUUCAACCUCCAAGGAUUUCCACCACUUUGGCGCGCCGGCUUCACUUUCAUUAAGUGAAAGAGAGGUGCCCAGACAUGGGUGACUGGAGCGCCUUGGGAAAGCUUCUGGACAAGGUCCAGGCCUACUCCACGGCUGGAGGGAAGGUGUGGCUGUCCGUACUCUUCAUUUUCAGAAUCCUGCUCCUGGGGACAGCGGUUGAGUCAGCUUGGGGUGAUGAGCAGUCUGCCUUUCGCUGUAACACUCAACAACCUGGUUGUGAAAACGUCUGCUAUGACAAGUCCUUCCCUAUCUCUCACGUACGCUUCUGGGUCCUUCAGAUCAUAUUCGUGUCUGUGCCCACGCUCCUGUACUUGGCCCAUGUGUUCUAUGUGAUGAGAAAGGAAGAGAAGCUGAACAAGAAAGAAGAGGAGCUCAAAGUGGCCCAGACCGACGGGGUCAACGUGGAGAUGCACCUGAAGCAGAUUGAAAUCAAGAAGUUCAAGUAUGGGAUUGAAGAACACGGCAAGGUGAAGAUGAGAGGGGGCCUGCUGAGAACCUACAUCAUCAGCAUCCUCUUCAAGUCUGUCUUCGAGGUGGCCUUCCUGUUGAUCCAGUGGUACAUCUAUGGGUUCAGCCUGAGUGCCGUCUACACGUGCAAGAGAGAUCCCUGCCCUCACCAGGUGGACUGUUUCCUCUCACGUCCCACAGAAAAAACCAUCUUCAUCAUCUUCAUGCUGGUGGUGUCCUUGGUGUCUCUCGCUUUGAAUAUCAUUGAGCUCUUCUAUGUCUUCUUCAAGGGCGUUAAGGAUCGCGUGAAGGGAAGAAGUGAUCCUUACCACGCCACUACUGGCCCACUGAGCCCAUCAAAAGACUGCGGAUCUCCAAAAUAUGCUUACUUCAAUGGCUGCUCCUCACCAACUGCUCCACUCUCACCUAUGUCUCCUCCUGGGUACAAACUGGUUACUGGUGACAGAAACAAUUCCUCAUGCCGCAACUACAACAAGCAAGCCAGCGAGCAAAACUGGGCGAAUUACAGCGCAGAGCAAAACCGAAUGGGGCAGGCCGGAAGCACCAUCUCCAACUCCCACGCCCAGCCAUUUGAUUUCCCUGACGACAACCAAAACGCCAAAAAAGUUGCUGCUGGACAUGAACUCCAGCCACUAGCCAUCGUGGACCAGCGACCUUCCAGCAGGGCCAGCAGCCGCGCCAGCAGCAGACCACGGCCUGAUGACCUGGAGAUUUAAAGGUGGCUUGAGCAUUGAGCUGCCAAACGAUUGUGGAGAAAAAGGGUGCUUGCAGAACGUGCACCUGGGGUGUUCAUUUUGUUCCCGUGGAGGUGGUACUCAACAAUCUCAGUAAUGAGGCGUAGAAAACAAAGACAUUACAAUACCUAGGUUCCUUGGGGGUGUUUGGGAUAGCUGGGCGGAACAGAUACGGAUAAGGGAGGUACAUAUUGGUAUUUAAUGUAGAAGAUUCAAAGAACUUAAAUUCUAGUUAAGAGUCGCAUUGGGUGAACAUAGAUAAGGGCUUUCUCUCUCUGCCCCCCCCCCAACUGAACCUUAAGAAUGGUUCUGUAUACGUGAAUGCGUGGAUGAUAAUUUUUAAAUUUUUUUUCCUGAGAUUCUGCGAUAGCUUUGAGCAGGAAUCUGAGUCCUCAACAUUGCAUUUUCUUUAUGAAAAGAUAGGUUGUCCUACAUCCCCGCUAAAACAUUCCAGUGUUUAAAACUUGCAGUUUGCAGGUAAGCUUCCCUGGCCUGACCCUCCAGGUACGGAAGGACCUUAUGCAGGAUUUUCAUUCUUAGUAUCAAUUUGAAGUUCAGACAAGGCUCAAAGAAAAAGAUUGCCCAUGCAUUUACGUCUCAGUGGGUUCUUUUUCGAAUCUGUCUCACCGUUGUACCAUCCGUACAUCAUUCUCAACUGGUCCUUGCCCUCACCAAAUGGUUUCUAUUUUCUAUCGACAUUUUUAAAACAGUCAAAACGUCCUUUUUUUUUUUUUUUUUUUUUGAGUUAGCAUCAGGGAGGCAAGCCAUGCUCAAUAUUUAACAAUCGCUUCUACGUGUGGGUAUGCGUGUGUGUAAGUGUGUGUUUUGUCAUUAUUGGUACAAGCAGAGGCAGUAUAAACUCACAAAUAUAGAUUUGAAUUCAAUGCACACAGUGUUCAAAUUUGAACCUUUCUCGUGGAUUUUUUUUUUUUUUUUUUUUUUUUUUUUUUUUUUUUUUUUUUUUUUUUUUUGUGGUGUGGGCCAACGUGGUGUUUACAUUAUAGAAUUCCUGCCGUGCAAGUAAAGUACAGAUUUCCCCUAAAAUGUUGUUUUUCCGUGUAUCCUAUUGUGGAUAAUGAUUUUUGUUAAUUAUAAUUUUUUCUCUCUUUUUUAGAAUGUAGCAGUAAUAGCCAUUACUGAAAUGGAUGAUUUCCUUUUUCUGAAAUAUAAUCAUUGAUGCUUGAAUGAUAGAGUUUUAGUACUGUAAACAGGCUUUAGUCAUUAAUGUGAGAGACUUAGAAGAGGGUUGCUUAGAGUGGACUACCAAGUGAGCCUAAAGGAACCUUAUAGUAACUGGUGAUCUAAUUUUUGUCCUACUUAACUACACAUUCACUCAGAACUUGUAUUCUGAGUUUAACAGUCUUCUAGAUUGACGAGCAACAUGGAUGUUUGCACUAAGAUUUUCUUGGAAAUACUAGAGGGGGGUGAAGGCGGUUUCAGCAGUGCACAUGUAACUAAUUUAUUUGAAGUGUAUGCUAAAGACACCUACCAGUUUCUUCAAAUGACUUUUAAAAAACGCAUCACAAAUGAUUGAAAUGUUGAGUUAUCAUGUGUUUCCUCUUGCGAGUCAGCUACAUAAAGAGAUUUUUUUUGUACAAUGAGAAACUAAUUUGUUUGACAUUCCAUGUUAAACUACUGUCGUGUUCAGCUUCACUGCAUGUAAGGUAGACCUAGCCCAUCCAAUCAUGUGCUCGGGAGAGUGUUCUUUAUUCAAUAAAGUUUUAAUUUAGUAUAAUAAAGAUA
Molecule: messenger RNA, 3120 nt
Organism: Arvicanthis niloticus (Nile rat)
Lineage: Eukaryota; Metazoa; Chordata; Mammalia; Rodentia; Muridae
Gene: Gja1
Product: gap junction protein alpha 1
Biological process (GO): heart development; cell communication by electrical coupling; cell-cell signaling
Cellular component (GO): connexin complex
Molecular function (GO): gap junction channel activity
Source: RefSeq, a predicted model, not a curated record